UGCUUCAAUCAAGGGAGGCCGCAAUGUCGGCGCGGGCGGUAUGCCGCAUUGUGAACAUUUCGGAUGAGGGCAAGGUGCUGGCGCCGGGGCACCACCUCUGCGAGUCCGCGCGCCUCAGCAUCGAGGGCCUCGGUCGGAGCUUCGUGGCGGCCAAGGUCACGAGGAAGAGCUUCGAGCUCCGCGAGGUCCAGCGGGUGGCGCUCCAAAGCUUCGACGCCCAAAGCGGCGUGCUGCGCACCGCGGUGCCACACCGGCUGUCGAAGAAUGACGACAUCAGCUUGCUGGGCAUGAGCCACCGUGGAGAGAUCUACGAUGUGUCCUACAGCAUGUCCUUCAACUUGAACAUUCUGGAUGAGAGAACCAUAUGCCUCGAUGCCGGGCGGGAGGGCUAUACACCGCCCCACACUCUGAAGCACAUCGCCGAGCUUGAAGACCAUGUGCUUACAGGCGGCGUCUUGGUGCACCGCAGCCCCAAGCCGGUGGACCUCUCGCAGCGAGGCCAAGUAGCCCGCCUGCUAUGGGCAGAAGAGGAGGGCGGCCGGGCGCAAGCGACGGCGCGCUGGGUUCAGAGUUUGAGAGUGGUGGGCUCGAAAUGGCGGCUGCACCGCUUCAG
Molecule: messenger RNA, 613 nt
Organism: Effrenium voratum
Lineage: Eukaryota; Dinophyceae; Suessiales; Symbiodiniaceae
Source: the annotation of a GenBank genome assembly